AUGACGUCGUUUUGCUCGGCCACAUCUCUAAUCUCUCCCCCUAUAAUCUCUAAAUCAUCCGCACCGUCCGUAUCUUCGUCUUGUUCCUCUCCAGUUUUGUCUUUUCCGGCUCGCCGGCCGGCGAAUUGCGCCGGAAGAGGGAGGGUUAAUGUGCGUCGGCCGGCGGCGAUGAUUCGUAUGGGCGAGGAAGAGAAAUUGACGCGCCGCAAUCCUCUUGAUUUCCCAAUUGAAUGGGAGAGACCAAAGCCUGGGCGUAGGCCUGAUAUAUUCCCUCAGUUUAGCCCAAUGAAAACACCCCUGCCGCCUCCAAUGCCAUAUGAUCCUCCUGAAGAAGACGAGGAAGAAGAAGAAAAGAAAGAAGAAGAAGAAGAUCCAGAGAAAGAGGAAGGAGAAAAUCCGGAAAACUAUGGUCUGUAA
Messenger RNA from Daucus carota subsp. sativus, 417 nucleotides. RefSeq lists its product as uncharacterized. Bases 1 to 417 code for a protein of 138 amino acids. The record is from RefSeq and is a predicted model, not a curated record. The transcript has 3 exons. NCBI's taxonomy places the organism in Eukaryota, Viridiplantae, Streptophyta, Magnoliopsida, Apiales, Apiaceae.